UGGUUCCGCCUACAUGCGCAAUGUCAUAUCUUUGUUGUAUCAUGGUGUGGUACAUAUUUUAAAAAUUUAUUUUAAUGUCCUGUUAUUUGGUUUUUGCAAUUUUAAAAUUCAAUCAUUUCUCUGUGGCGAUCGAUAGCGAAACCGGCCGUUUCUGGCGACGGUGGCGCCGCCGCUGUUGACAGCCGCCGAAAAUUGUUUUGGGCCGCUCCUCCCGACUUAACCUUUUUUUUUUCCGCAAAUUUUCACGCAAAUCCGCCUCCCCGCCGACCGGAAUGCGCGCCCAAAACAGUUUUUAAGCCGGCGCCCGACGAUGAUCUUUUUCAAGCCCGCGUGGAUCAACCACGAAGACAACAAACCGAUCUUUUCGGUCGACGUGCACCCGAAAGGCAACAGAUUCGCGACCGGCGGCCAGGGAGGCUCAGGAGGGAGGAUAGUGAUAUGGAACGUGAACCCGGUGGUCGACGAGGCGGCCGAGUCCGACCCGAAAGUGCCAAAGAUGCUUUGCCAGAUGGACAACCAUCUGGCGUGCGUGAACGUGGUGCGGUGGAGCCACGGGGGGCACUACCUCGCCUCCGGUAGCGACGACAAACUCGUGAUGAUCUGGAGGCUGACGAACGAGGGCAGCUCGUCUAUAUUCGGCAGCGGCAAGGUGAACGUCGAGACGUGGAAGUGCGUGCACACGCUCAACUCGCACACGGGCGACGUGCUCGACCUCGCGUGGGCCCCGCACGACGGCUGGCUCGCCUCCGGCAGCGUCGACAACACCGUCAUCGUGUGGAACUCUCACAACUUCCCCGAGAAGGUCGCCAUGUUGAAAAACCACACGGGCAUGGUCAAGGGAGUGACGUGGGACCCCGUCGGUAAAUACCUCGCCAGUCAGUCGGAUGACAAGUCCCUCCGGAUAUGGAGGACGUCCGAUUGGACGCAGCAGGAGACGGUCACCGAUCCUUUCCAGGAGUGCUCCGCCACCACCCACGUUCUGAGGUGCUCGUGGUCGCCCGACGGGCAGUAUUUGGUGUCGGCCCACGCGAUGAACGGCGGGGGCCCCACCGCCCAAAUCAUCGAACGGGAGGGCUGGAAACAGGACAAGGACUUUGUGGGGCACCGGAAGGCGGUCACCUGCGUCCGCUUCAACUCGAACAUUUUCAAAAAAUCGUCGCCCGACAGCCCCAAAAAGGCGACCCAGUAUUGCUGUUGCGCGAUCGGAUCCCGCGAUCGCUCGAUCAGCGUGUGGCUGACGUCCCUGAAACGGCCCCUGGUGGUCAUCAAGGACCUGUUCGACGACAGCGUGCUCGACAUAUCGUGGAGCAGCGGCGGCCUGUUCCUGCUCGCGUGCUCGUGGGACGGCACCGUCGCCUGCGUCACCUUCGACGCGAACGAGAUCGGCGCCGCCCUCACGCUAGACGAAAAGAACGCCCUCUACGAGCGCGUGUACCACAAGUCCCUGCAGGGCGGCUGGGGCGUCAACUUUGGCGGCACCCAGAUCGUCGAGGACCCCGAACUUUUGUCCGCCAUCGAGGAAAUGAACGUCAAGUCGGCGCCGGCGACGCCCGAGGUCGUCGAACCGCCCCGCGCCCCCGACGACGCCUCCAAUCCCAACCAGAACGUCCUGGUGCCGGUCAACAAGCAGGUGGAGACGCGGUUGCCGUCCGGGAAGCGCCGCAUCACUCCCAUGCUGCUGACGACCGCCCCGACCGCCACGUCCGACGUCGACCCCAACGCGUUGCAGGUCAGCGCGGACUCGACGACCUUCAGCAAAUCGUCACCGACGAAAUCGCAGAUCGUGAUCGAGAAGAGGACGGAGCCAGAGUGUCCGAAAAAGUCGUCUCCGCGCGCGACCACCCAGACGGACCACGUGGUCAGCAGGCCGCCCAGCUCGGAGAUAACGCAGCUGAUGUGCUCGGAGGUGCCGGGCGACGAGCCGGUCACCAAUCUAAUCGGAGUCCUCGACCCUACCAAGCUGCCGGUGGGCGUGGCCGUCACGAAACAGGCCGGCGCGUUCAAAAUUCAGGUGACCAACGGCUGCCACAAGAUGGCGGGCGGCGCGUCCUUGUCGAAGAUAGAGGUGGGCGGACCCGCCGAGCCCGCGUGGGAUACCUAUCUGGGCUCUCCGGUGCGAAUAAUCGGGUCCAAUCGGACGACGAUAGUCGCGUGCUGCGAGGACCUCACCCUCAACUGUUACGACCUCGCGACGGGGGCCCGCCCCCUGCCCCCUCUCCUCGUCGAGGACUUGGUCUCCGCCCUCAGCCUGUCCGAUUCCGGGCUGCUGCUCGUAUUAACGAAAACCGGGCUGUUGCACAUGUGGGACCUGCGAAAGGGGCGGAGCGUCCUGAGCCGCGCGUCCGUACGCAGCUUGCUCGCCGGCAAAGUUUCAGUGAAAAGCUGUUUUUUAACCGCGUCGGACCAGCCCAUCGUGACCCUGAGCGACGGACGCGCCUACUCUUACUCCAUGGACCUGCAGACCUGGGUGCAGCUGUCCAACCCCCUCGACCCGGUCAUAAGGUCGGGGAGCGCGAUGGUGCGCAAGGUGCCCGGCAAUCUUCCCCUCGCGUCGCUCCAGCGGAUGAUGCCGUCGUACCGUCCCGCCGACUCCGCCCUCCCGUCGGGAGUGACCCUCAGCUUCCUCGAGUCUCAGAUCGCCGCCACCGGCAUACUGAAGUCGGUGAUCGAGUACAAGCACUGGCUACUUGCCACCGUCAACCAUCUGCUCGAUCGGGGACCGGAGUGCCGGUUGCGGCUCAUCCUGGACGAUUUGAUGGGCCCCGCCCACGGCCGCGCGAAGAAGAGGCGGUUGGAGGCGGACGUGAUGGGGAUCCCAAGGCGGGGCCUACUCAAGGAGAUCCUCGCCGUGAUCAAGACGAAACUGCCGUGGCAAAGGCUGUACCGCGAGUACAGCGAACAGCUCAAAGAACUGUGAUCGCGUUCUCUGCCAUAUUAGCGCUAGGCGACACUUUGUACAUUUUUUUUUUAAUUUUCUACACGCCCCGCGCGGGCGACCACUUGCGAUUGUACCCAUUUUUGGUAAUAAAAACUCAAUUCGUA
Messenger RNA from Cylas formicarius (sweet potato weevil), 3042 nucleotides. RefSeq names its product protein HIRA homolog (gene Hira). The record is from RefSeq and is a predicted model, not a curated record. Bases 311 to 2917 code for a protein of 868 amino acids. Gene Ontology annotation, cellular component: nucleus; HIR complex. Gene Ontology annotation, molecular function: nucleosome binding; protein binding. Lineage: Eukaryota; Metazoa; Arthropoda; Insecta; Coleoptera; Brentidae. Gene Ontology annotation, biological process: regulation of DNA-templated transcription; DNA-templated transcription; chromatin remodeling. The transcript has 10 exons.